GCCCGACCUCAUCCUACCCCCACCGCGGGGGCGUGGCGCGGCGCGCGGCCCUGCAGCGCCCCUGCGCGCAGCGGGAUGCCGCUGUGGAGCUGCGCCCGCCGUCGCCGCGCCGCUGUGGACGCGCGGCCGGCUCUGCAGGCCAGCGGGCCGCCGCCGGCUGCGAAGAGGCAGCGCCUGGCUGCCGACCUCGCGCCCUCGGCCGCCGAGCCGGCGGCCUCGGUGUCGCCCUCGCUCCUCGAGGCGUGCGAGGGCUUCGACGUGACUGUCGCGCUCCACCUCGAGGCGGCCUGUCUGGCCCGCCUGGCAAGCGCCAGCCGGGCGGAUCGCGACCGCUUCUCCGGCUCCUUCGUGAAGUGGUGCGCGGACCGCCGAAGGUCGGAACUGAGCAGUCGCCAGGUUCGCGGCGACCUGGCGCUGGCUGCUACCGCAGAGGGCGCGCAGGACGGCGCGCGGUGGACCCUGGAGCGGCUGCACCUGGCGGAGCACCCACCGAGGUUCCCUAGGCUGUACUUCGAGUUCGCGAGCAGCGAGAUGGUCCCUGGCAUGGAGGGGCGGGUCGCGCAGGCCGUCGGGAUCCUGCAGCGCUUCCCAGGGCUGCGCGUCCGCAUCGAGGGCUAUGGCGCGCCCUCGGCGCCGCCGGCGCUGGGCAGGGCGCUGUCGCAGGCGAGGGCGGUGGCCAUGCCAGGGAGCGGGGAAAGGACGUGCGUCAAGCAGUGGCGAAGCGACGGGGGACAGUAUAGCA
This is a messenger RNA of Prorocentrum cordatum, 742 nucleotides long. Lineage: Eukaryota; Dinophyceae; Prorocentrales; Prorocentraceae. The record is from the annotation of a GenBank genome assembly.